CAUACAUCAUGACUCCUCACGCUUCCUAUCCAUAUUCAGACCAGCCAUCGCCUGGUUCUGCAACAGAAUGCUCUGAUAAGGCCGAAUACCCUUCGAACAGCGAAUGUGCACUGGAUGACACCGUUGCCAUUGUUGGGAUGGGAUGUCGAUGGCCCGGCGGCGUAACCACACCAUCACAGCUAUGGGACCUAUUAGCGAAUGGAAAAUCCGGCUAUAGCGAUUUUGAUGACGAUAGUAAACUCAACAUCCCAGGCUUCUACCACCCCAACCCACAGCGACCCGGCAGUACCCCUGCGCGAGGGGCUUACCAACUUCGAGAAGAUCCAAAGCUCUUCGACCACGCCUUCUUCGGCAUCACACCGACAGAGACUCUAACACUAGAUCCACAGCACCGGAAACUUCUGGAGGUCGUGUACGAGGCCUUCGAGGAUGCUGGAGAACCAUGGGAGAAGUUUUCCGGAUCGCGAACGGGAGUCUUCGUUGGCAACUUUACGGCCGACCAUAACCUUAUGCAAAGUCGAGAUAUCGACAAUUUAUUGCCCUAUUCAACGACUGGAGGCAGUACCAGUAUUCUGAGCAAUCGAAUCAACUAUAUUUUCAAUCUGCAUGGACCAAGUUUGACGCUCGAUACCGCGUGUUCAUCGUCGCUAUACGCGCUUCAUCUUGCUGUAAACGCAAUCAAAAAUGGCGAUUGUGAUUCCGCCAUCGUCGGGGCCGGUAAUCUCAUUCUGAGUCCUGAUUUACAUCUCUCACUGUCGAAGCUCGGCGCGCUGUCACCGACUACAACAUGUCAUGUCUUCGAUGCAGCAGCAGACGGAUAUGCCCGGGGCGAGGGCUUUGCUGCGUUUUACCUGAAAAAGACUUCAGAUGCUGUAGCAGGCUCAUACCCCAUUCGAUCUGUCGUCCGAGGUACUGCCAUAAACUCUAAUGGGCGAACUGCCGGGAUCACGCAUCCGAGUGCGGAGGGUCAAGUGGAAGUCAUACGCCAGGCCUACGCAAAUGCGAACUUGGAUCCGAGCAUGACCGGCUACUUCGAAGCACAUGGAACCGGUACGCAAGUCGGCGACCCAACGGAGAUUAACGCGAUCGGGCAGGUGUUCUCCCAAAGCUCGGGAACAAGCGACCUUCGUAUUGGCUCAGUCAAGUCGAAUAUUGGGCACACAGAGGCAGCGAGUGGUAUGGCUGGUUUGAUGAAGGCCGUGUUGUCCAUGGAGAAUGAACUGAUACCUCCUACCAUUGGCAUACGCCGACUGAAUCCCAGGAUCGACUUCAAGGGAGCACGCGUACGACCUGUGACUCGACUUGAGCCGUGGCCAGUGGAUCGACUCAGGAGAGUUAGUAUCAACUCGUUUGGCUAUGGUGGUGCGAACGGUCAUUGUGUCUUGGAUGAUGUUUCUGUGGCGCUUCCAGGAGGCACCCGACGUAUGGUAAUCUUACCAUUCUCUGCUAAAGAAGAAACUGCUUUGAAGGAGAACAUGCAAGCGAUUUCCAAUGUCAUGUACGACUCCGACUUGGCGGAUCUCAUAUAUACGCUAUCAGCAAGACGGUCAAGAUUUAAACACCGGGAUUAUUGCGUCGUCGACGCUCAGCGAUCAAGUGCAAACCUAGACAUCAAAACCACAACGCCUUCCAAGCCAGUCGCAGGACAAAAGCCAAAUAUUGGCCUCGUCUUCACAGGCCAAGGCGCGCAAUGGGAAGGUAUGGGAGCAGAGCUUUUCGAGUACGCCGUGUUUCGGAAUUCUAUCGCGCACCAAGACAGUACUCUGGCAUCCCUGUCAAACGCACCUUCCUGGUCAAUCUAUGAUAUUAUCUCCGGGAAAUUGAGGGACAGACUCCAUGAACCGAUGAUAUCCCAGGCGGUAUGUACAGCACUCCAAGUAGCACUCAUCGAUCUGCUUCGCUCCUGGAAAAUGGAAUGGAUCGGUGCAGCUUACGCUGCUGGACUCGUCACGGCCGCAGAAGCUAUCACCAUCGCUUAUUGCCGUGGACUCGCUGUGGCAAGUAACAAGAAGAGUGGACUGAUGCUAGCUGUUGGCCUCGGAAGAGAUGAAAUUGAACCAAUAGCUGCUGUCAACUCACCGGCGAGUGUGACCCUCUCUGGAGACACCGCGCCGGCUAUGGAACUUUUCGAGAUCCUCCUAUCAAAAGGCGUGUUUGCUAAGCUGCUGCAGACCGGUCGCAACGCGUAUCAUUCGCAUCACAUGGCGUCAGUUGGCGAUACGUAUCUGAACGUGAUUGAUUCUACCUCUUCCAGUGCUCGACGGCAAGAAUGUGAGUGGUUCUCAUCAGCGACACCAGAUAAACCAAGAGAUGGGUUGAAACUGGAUCCAAUGUACUGGCGAUGGAAUCUUCAGGCACCAGUCCAGUUCUCGCGGGCAGUCGAAAACAUGAUGGCAUCCACAACAGCUAAAUCUCCCCUGCGUCAGAUUCUAUUCCAUCUCGGCAAGGAGUUCUCAUACCUCCCUACUCUUCGAAGGCACGAAGAUGGAAUGCAUGCACCUAUCGACCUCCGAAUCGCCAACUCCACCGAUAAGGUUGACGAAAAGGGCAAUUUGCUGGGAUAUGAGCAUGGAUCCAUCUACGGGCCAAUAAUAUACCACGAGAACCGUUUGAGCAAAGAAAAUCGCCUGCGGAAACACCUCAAGCACGAUAUCCUGGGCUCGAAACAGCUAGGUGGUUCGAGGCUUCGUCCAAGCUGGCGAAAUGUGUUACGGAUCAAAGAUAUACCAUGGCUCAGCCACCAUAGGCUGGCUCCACAGGCAGUUUUCCCAGCUUCUGCGUACAUUUGCAUGGCCAUUGAAGCUGCAGCGCAGUUCUUCCACGAUGAGGACAUAAUCAAUUCAGCUGCUGGCUUCACUAUCCGCAAUCUAUUGCUGAAUUCAGCGCUUGUGAUACCCGAGAACGAUGCUGGGGUAGAAGUGAUCCUGGAUCUCGAUGCUUCGAAGACUAUGCAGUCGAAAGACAAAAUGACGUGGUGUACUUUCAAAAUCAGCUCCAUCGUUGUGGGUACAGAUACCUGGACUGAACAUUGUUCUGGGAUUAUCAAACCAAACACAAAGCGAGACACUCCGGCGCUCAUGUCGGACGCAAUGGACCGCCGCACCAUCAGUGCAUCGAAAUGGUACAAGAGAUUUCGUGACGUGGGCCUUGAUUACGGCGAAAGUUUCCGGAGGCUUACCGAAUUGUCGUCUGACCCGCUAUUGAAUGUCGCGCAAGCCAAAGUAGCGUUGCAAACAACAUCAGAACUCUUCAACGGGCCCGAGUCCGCCUACCUCAUACAUCCAGCUGCAUUAGACAUGUGUGCUCAACUUGCCCUUAUAGCGGCUCAUGGAGGCCAAGUCGAGCAGAUGAGCACAGCCUAUGUUCCGUCUUUCGUAGGAGAGUUGACUAUCUGGGCUCCGACAACCCAUGGUCACGACUUCGGCACUGCAACUGCAAAGGGUGCAUGCCGCGGCUUGCGGGGGGCCUACGCUAAAGCGCAAUUGGUGAAUACUUCCGGAGAAUUGAUGUUGGAUAUUAUCGAUAUUCGAUGCACCGCGUAUUCUGGUGUUUCCCAGGAGCAAAGGAGCGUAGAAAAAGCUUCUGGAUCGCCAUAUAUGCGUCUUGUCUGGAAGCCAUAUCUGGAGAAGAUGAGUUGGGAGCAAGCACGAACUUUGUUCCCACCAACAGAGACAACCGGAGGCAUGGAGAACAUGUUCGCAGACGUUGAUAAACUAGGUGCUUUGAUGGUAAUAGACAUUGCGGAGAAUUUUGGUGAUCAUGCGAGCGAUCUAGAUCUAACAGACCACUUCCAAAAGUUUCUGGCCUGGGCUGGGCGAAUGGCAAAUUCUGCAUCAUCGAUGGCGAUAGAAGCCGCAGCGACUUCGAGCGCAGACCGUAUAUCGUUGAUCAACGAGCUGUGCAUAAAGCUUCAAGACGUCGUCGAAGUUCCGAUCUCCAAACGUAUUUAUGACAACCUAGAUAAUAUCCUCACAGGCACGAAAUCAAGCCUCGAGGUCAUUCGCCAGGACGAUUCGCAUUCGAAGAUGUACAAUUCGGGAUUGGGUAUCUCAGCAGCAUACACGCAGCUUGAGCGCAUAGUUGACCUGCUCGCCCAUGCUAAUCCGGGCAUGAACAUCCUAGAAAUCGGCGCCGGAACCGGUGGCGCGACUAGAGUUGCGCUCAGGACCCUGGAUGGCGAGAAUUAUCUUCGGCGAUAUCAUACGUACACCUUUACCGACGUCUCACAUGGCUACUUUCUCGAAGCGCGGAAAGAGUUCUCACAAUAUCACGGACUAGAUUUUGGCGUUCUAGAUAUCGAGCAGGCGCCGUCGAGCCAGGGAUUCGAACCAAUAUACGACCUAGUCAUCGCUUCAUGCUCAAUCCAUGUUACCAAAGACAUCAACCUAACUCUUAGUAACGCCCGUUCCUUGUUGCAACCCGGAGGCAAGCUCCUCAUCUUGGAAUGUACUCAACCCAAAAUCACCCACGGACUUGUUCUGGGUACGCUACCAGAUUACUGGAUUGGGACGGAGGAAGCUCGUAAGGACAGUCCUUUCCUUCCGGUCGAGGCAUGGCAAACAAUGCUUUGCGAGGCUGGCUUUUCAGGUAUCGAUAUUGAACUGGACGAUUAUCCUCAACCCUAUACCAUGAUAUCGACAUUCCUCACAUCCGCUGUGGAGGUUGGGACAUUGCCUGUUGCGCUUGAUCAAGCGCUUUCUGAACUGGAUUCCACCCCGGUCCAAAUUGUCUCGUUCUUCGGUCUAAACCCUGCUUCGUAUAUCGAUAACCUCAAGGCCAAUCACCUGACUGGGCCAACAUAUGCGUGGCUUGAUAGUAGCGAAAACCUACCAGAACAGUCUCGAGUGAUUGUGCUUUCCAAUGGCAGCUCUCCCCUACCAAAUAGCAAUUCGCAGUUCUCCGCGAUCAAGCGGGUGCUAUCAAAAUCGCAAUCAGUUCUCUGGAUUAACAUUGCAGACGAUUCCAUCGAUUCAUAUCCAUAUGUUGGAGUGGUGAACGGGUUGCUUAGAGUGAUGGCCGCUGAAAACCCUUCAAUAGUUUACACCAGCGUCAGUGUCAGCACCGGCGAUCUAGAAAACGACAGUUCGAUGGAGCAGAUUCUGGAGCUACAUGGAACUCUCUUGACCAAGGGCGAAAGUUCACUAAACGCCGAAUACCAAAUAGUUGAUGGCACCCUCAGCAUAAGUCGAUUGAUUGCCGACAAUGAUCUGAAUGAACGCUCUUUGCAUGUUCAAACAACCGACGCACAGCUGCUUCCAAUCGGUGACCAGCCUCCACUCGCAGCUUCAUUUGCGACACCCGGCAUCUUAAGCUCAGUGUUCUUCGAGGAAGACACGGCGUUCUGGAAGCCACUAAGUGACAAUCAGAUCGAAGUGCGCACAGUCGCUGUCGGGUUGAAUUGGAAAGAUCUUGCAGUCUGUGCAGGGCGGCUCGACUUGGACAACUUUAGCUCCGAAUGCUCCGGCAUCGUGACGAACGUCGGCAAAGAGGUGACGACCUUCCAGGUUGGCGAAAAGGUGUUUGGCAUCUCGAAAGGGAAGUUUGGAAACUAUAUGCGCUGUCAUAGCUCCCUUGUCCAACACAUGCACGCUGAAAACUUCACUGAGAUGGCAGCGGUUCCCGUAGUAUACAUGACCGCCCUAUAUUCUCUCAUCAACCUAGGACGUGUCGAAGCAGGAGAAAAGAUAUUGAUCCAGUCCGCAUCUGGUGGUGUUGGUAUCGCGGCGAUUAACCUCGCCCGCCGUCUAGGAGCGGACAUAUGGGUCACUGUUGGAAACCAGGAGAAGCGCGCAUUCCUUCGAGACACGACAUCUCCCAGCAUAGAGGCGGUCAAAGAAGCAACCGGAGGAGCUGGUUUUGACCUUAUCCUAAGUAUGGGCUCGGGUGACGCUGGACGUUUCGUUGACGUUGGUCGUGUCGAUGUGCAGAACCAUGCAACGAUGGCUCUGGAGGUCUUCAAGCGUAAUGCCACAUUCUCCUCUUUCGACCUCGGCAUUCUCAUCGAAGAUAAGCCAGCGCUGUGCGGCAAGCUUCUUGCAGAGGUGACUGAGAUGUUGCAUAAUGGCUCAUUACCACCAGUUUCGCCCAUCAAGACGUUCGGGAUCUCUCAGCUUGCGCCAGCCCUGUUGUAUCUCUCAAAAGGAACCCAUGUCGGAAAAGUUGUGAUUACGUAUGACGAUCAUUCAUCACUGAUCAACAUGGUACCACCUAAAUCAGGAGUGCGGUUCGAUUCUACAGCAAAGUACGUACUUGUCGGCGGUCUCGGGGGUCUUGGACGAAGCAUCAUCUCCUGGAUGACUGAAAGAGGAGCUAGGAAUUUCGUUACCCUGUCCAGGUCUGCUCCGGACCAAGCGGACAGCCCUUUUAUUUCCAGUAUCGCUGCACAGGGUUAUAGCCUUGAGCAUAUCUGCUGUGAUGUGUCACAUCUGAGCGAAGUAGAAGCUGUGAUAGCUCAAACUUCGCAAUCAGGUGUCAUCAAAGGGAUUGUGCAUACGGCCGUUUCACUCCAGGACAAACUUUUCGAUUCUCUCACUUUCUCUCAGUGGCAACGUGGACUAGCCGUCAAGGUCGAUGGGACUAUCAAUCUACACAAAGCAUCGCUCCAUCUUCCACUGGAUUUCUUUGUCCUGGUCAGCUCUAAUGUAGCGCAAGUUGCAUUGCCGACACAAGCGACAUACUGCGCAUCGAACAACUUCCAAAAUGAGUUCGCCAGGUACCGUCGAAGCAUAGGCUUGCCAGCUAUGGCCGUCGAGUUUGGACUAAUCGAAGAAGCGGGCGAUUUGGGCCAGAAUCCUGUGUACCAUAACGCUACGAUGAGGAAUGGGCUUUACCACACGAGCGAGUAUGCCUUUUUGGAACACCUGGAUCAUGUUUUCGCCAACAUUGGAAUUGAUAACCAGAUGUCUGAUUGGAGGCGAUAUGAUAAUCGCGCUGAUGGGCACCUAAUCACUGCGUUGGACCCGGCACGGUUGUUGGAGCUUGAAAAGGCGCAGCAGGGAACAGCCUCUAGUGAACUCUUUUCUAAGGCAAGAUGGCAUUCGGACGUACGAUUCUCUCAUAUCAUUCGGGCGAUGGAGAAUCUUGCUGCCUUGGACGAGGGUGCAACCGCCAAACCCCACACUCCAUUAAACUCCAGUUCGGACGCUCAAGCUGCUCUUUCGGAAGUGGAUGCCAUAGUAGGAUCGAAAGAUAUCGGAGAAGCCACUCUUUUAGUAACCAAGUCCAUCAUCGCUCGCAUGGCAGACAUGCUGUUCAUCUCUGCCGAGGGCAUCGACGCAACAAAAGGCGUCGCAGCCUAUGGAAUGGACAGCCUGAUCGCAGCUGAGUUGCGAAACUGGUUUGUUAGCACCUAUAAGUGCACGAUAUCGUUCCUGAAGUUGCUGGAUACAGCGACAAGUAUAACGGAGUUGGCGGAUAUUGUUAUCGCGAGUAGGGUGGAAGUAGUAGGCAAAGGGUGAUUCGUUUGCAUCUACGCUUCAGGGAAUUCAUAUGACGAAGAUUAAUGGGCCCAUGGCGAAGUUGCAGGAAAUGAUUACUAGAAGCUCUGUGGGAGCUUUAAACCUCUUCUUCUCCUCUCGUUGCGGGGAUGCGCGCGCAUACCAGGAAGGUUUCAUUUUGUCACGAGGUAUGAGGGUCGGGACAAUAGACAAGAGAUUUUCAAAUGGCGCUUCGAGAUGAACGAAGGAUGUGAAAGAUGAU
Messenger RNA from Cucurbitaria berberidis CBS 394.84, 7698 nucleotides. RefSeq names its product polyketide synthase. The record is from RefSeq and is a predicted model, not a curated record. The transcript has 12 exons. Lineage: Eukaryota; Fungi; Ascomycota; Dothideomycetes; Pleosporales; Cucurbitariaceae. Gene Ontology annotation, molecular function: phosphopantetheine binding; oxidoreductase activity; fatty acid synthase activity. Gene Ontology annotation, biological process: fatty acid biosynthetic process; secondary metabolite biosynthetic process. Bases 9 to 7457 code for a protein of 2482 amino acids.